Messenger RNA from Trichomonas vaginalis G3, 1134 nucleotides. Its product is annotated as anaerobic sulfatase-maturating enzyme-like protein, ALSB-related family. NCBI's taxonomy places the organism in Eukaryota, Parabasalia, Trichomonadida, Trichomonadidae. Gene Ontology annotation, molecular function: oxidoreductase activity; iron-sulfur cluster binding. The record is from RefSeq and is a predicted model, not a curated record. Bases 1 to 1134 code for a protein of 377 amino acids. The transcript has a single exon.
AUGCUGUGGUUCGUAACUCUCACCCAAGAAUGUAAUCUCACAUGCAAGUAUUGUGGUAGUGAUGAAAACGAGGAUAUCGAAGAUAUUAUCGCUAUUCCAAAGAAUAUUGUUUAUGAUAUCAAAGCACUUGAGAAACUUAAACAGGAUAAGGAUCUUGCUUUAUGUUUCUAUGGUGGCGAACCUCUUCUUCGUAUUGACAGAAUCAUUGAAAUCAUGAAAUUACUUCCAGACGCCAAAUUCGUUCUUCAGACCAAUGCAACACUCUUACACAAACUCCCAACAGAGAAUCUCCUCAAGAUGGAUACAAUCUUAGUAUCCGUUGAUGGUGAUGCUCAUCGUACAAAUGCUAACAGAGGUAAGAAUACAUGGGAAAGAUCAAUCGCUAACGCUCGUGAUGCCCGUGAUUGCGGCUUCAAGGGUGAUAUCAUCGCAAGAAUGACAGUCGGCCCAGGAUCCGUCAUCUAUGAUGAUGUUAUGUUCCUUCUUAAUCUUCAACACGGCGACAAACCACUUUUCGAUCAUGUCCACUGGCAGCUCAACGUCGAGUGGGAUACACCACCAUUCCACGAGUACGAGACAUACGAGGAAGGCAUGAACUUCUUCAAUUGGCGCGAUGAGAGAUACAACCCAGGCGUUACAAAGCUUGUCGAUGCAUACGUCGAGGCACUCAAGGAGAACCGCCAGCUCGGUAUUGUACCUAUCCAGGGCAUUCUCUGGUCAUAUCUCACUGGAGAAAAAUAUGAAACAGUUAGAUGCUCUUCUGGCUGGGAAUCCUUCAAUGUUUCCACAUCUGGAGAUAUCACAGCAUGCCCAAUUGCUACAGAAUACAAGUCUCUCGGUGAUAUUACAAAGAUUGAUACUCCAUUCCAAGUUGCUCACAUCGAGAAGGUCGGAGCUCCUUGCGAUACAUGCGAGGUCCUUUCUGAAUGCGGCGGACGUUGCCUUUACUGCAAUCAGACUCAAUGGUGGAAUGAAGAAGGUUUACUCGAAGUUUGCGUUACAAUCAAGCACUUACUUAACCAGAUUAAGACAAAGAUCCUUCCACUCGCUCAGGAGAAGAUCAAAUCUGGCGAAAUCAAGCUCGACGAAUUCCACUAUCCACCAUAUAACAAUUCUACAGAAAUUAUCCCAUAA